Centropristis striata (black sea bass) is the source of this 3315-nucleotide messenger RNA. RefSeq names its product ADP-ribosyl cyclase/cyclic ADP-ribose hydrolase 1-like. Bases 1468 to 2373 code for a protein of 301 amino acids. Gene Ontology annotation, molecular function: phosphorus-oxygen lyase activity; NAD+ nucleosidase activity. Gene Ontology annotation, biological process: positive regulation of B cell proliferation. Lineage: Eukaryota; Metazoa; Chordata; Actinopteri; Perciformes; Serranidae. The transcript is spliced from 9 exons. Gene Ontology annotation, cellular component: plasma membrane. The record is from RefSeq and is a predicted model, not a curated record.
CACUUUCUGGCAGUAUGUAAUAUCCUCCAAUAUUCUCUAGGGUUGAAAUUUGGAAUUUGGAAGUAUUUCAAGGAGUGCCCUUUUAAGGGUUAAAGAGCAAGACCUUCUCAUAAGACCUGUGACACAAGCUAAACAGCAUGCUAACAUGUUGCACUGCUAACUAUUUUACAGUGCAAGCAUGUAAACUUUUACCUAUUAGCACGUUCUAGGAGUGUUUUAUUAGGCUACAUACUAAUUAGAGGCAUUAUUCCUCCCAAGUUACUUUUAAAUGCAAUAAGGUGAGUUUAAGCUUAGCAGCUGAUGCAAGAUAUAGCUAAAAGAAAAUGCACAGUCUGCAAAAUUCAAAUAUAUAAACCAAGAAAAUACACACAAAAAACAUUUAGGAGGUGGAAAAUCAUGCACUUAACACCUAGCCAACUGUAUCGUAAUGGCGAGAAAAUUAAGUCAGUUUCAUUUUGCAGGGUAUUUGUGGAUUUUGCCUUUUGUCUGUGUUGUUUUUGAUUAAAUUUUUGUGUUUAUUUCUGAGAAUACAAGAUAUGCUUUCAUAUAAUGUGUGUAAAAAAGAAAAGAAAAAAGAAAACUGUUAUAUAGGAAAAGUUAGUUAAGGUUACUGCCAUUCCCAGUGAUAGAAAAGAGCACAAGACCUCAUAAAAAGUAAAAGUACAAACUGUGAAGAAUGAAGGAAAAUGACUCAGUGUUACAUUUUCGUUGUUUAUAUGAUUCAGUGUAUCCAAUAGCACAGACAGCAACAUAUAUUUGUCAUAUUUCUUCCUGCAGCCCAUCACACCAUGCUGCAGAGAACAGCACACACUCUGUUAUUGGAACCAUGAUGGGAGUCAUGUGGAUCUACUUUUUGCAACAGGAGGCUGAAGAAAACACGUCAACUGUGCUUAAAGAAUGUCUUUGUCUGCUGCAACAUAUGAAGAGGAGUCUCUUGGGCAUGUCAGCCAUUAGAACUGAGUGGAGGGUACACAUCACAAAGCAACACAACGGGACUCAAUUUGUGCAGAAAUCUAACCUGAGGAAAGCAUUUCUCAUCGCAACGUUGAAGCCGAUUGUUGCAAUUUAGCCUUUUGCAUGGAAACAGGUGAGCACACUUCUGUUUUCUCAUUGAUUUGCAAAACUGGGCAUGCAUACCUGUUUACUCAUGUGAUAUUUUAAGAUUGCAUGUGCUAACCACUGUAAUUUAAAAGAAAAAUGCGUAUCCGUUGUGUAUCUCCUUGAUAUGCCGGGAUGCUUAUUGUGCUCUAAAGGUCAGCCAUCAAUAUGGGUUAAAAACUCCUGCAGGGGGUUUGAAAAGGUGCCAGGUUUGACAGCUCCAGACAAAAAGAAAAACGUGGGAAGAAAGUUAUGUACACGCCACAGGAAAAUUAGAUUUCAGCCAAUCAUGCAACUGCAAACACACACCUACUGACCUGAAUUGAACUGAUAGAAAACAUUUUGAUCAACAGUAAGGCGUAUAAAGGCAUGUGCAAACACGAGGCCCAGCAGGGUCCCAUGAGCUCCCCUGAAACAUCUGCGUCCUUUGUAAUGAUCUGCGUGACAAUAUGGUUUAUUAUGUGCCUGCUCUGCCCCAGUCCACUGCGAGCACAGCUGGGGACUACCCCCAACAUUAAACACAUUGUGGUUGGAAGGUGUUACAAUUACGUCACACUUGUAAACCCCGGCUUGAGGUUCGACUGUGAGGAGAUCUGGAGACAGUUUGAGGCGGCGGUUGUCCGUCAGUCCUCCUGUAAUGUGACGGUGGAGGAUUAUCAUCACAUGUUUUAUGCCAUGCCACAAACCUGGCCUUGUGACAGGUUCCUCUUCUGGAGUAAAACCAGGACGCUGAUGCAGAGCUACGCAGCUGUUUUGCGUCACUUCUGGACUCUGGAGGACACGCUGGUCGGCUACAUGUUCAACGACCUCGUCUGGUGUGGACAAGACAAAGACUCCGGUUUUGAUUUCAGCUCUUGUCCGAAGUGGUCGGCGUGUAGAAACCAUCCGGUGUAUUCCUUGUGGAGGCAAGCCUCGCAGAAUUUUGCAGAAAUGGCAUGUGGCAACAUCACUGUGUUACUCAAUGGCUCCAUUGUGAAUGCCUUCAAUAGGAAAAGCAUGUUUGGAAGUGUUGAACUGGACAGUCUGAACCCCUGCAGGGUGGAUUAUGUCAACAUAAAGGUGGUGACCAACCUAGAAGGACCUUUUAUAGAAUCAUGUGGUGAAGGAUCCAUUCUGGACCUGAUCCAGAUCCUCCAGUCCAGAGGUUUCCGCUGGACGUGUACAGACAACGACCAGACCCUGAUGAUCCUUCAGUGUAUCCAGAACCACAAACCAUCUUCCUGCCACUCGUGUGCAAACAGCUUCUCACAGAGAAAGAGUGUCACAUUCUCCUGAAUCACCCACAGAUUCAAAAUUCUGAUAUUAAAAGAUUUUUGUACUCUGAAAACACCUCAAAGCCUCUUGGAGUUCAAAAUUGAUCGGAUUCUGAAGAUUGUGCUUUAAUUUCAACUGGAUGAUGCUAAUUUAAAUGACAUUUUGAGGGGUGAAAUCAUCAACUGUAUAGUAAUGGUGGAUGCAGUCACUAUCUUGGUUGCCAUAUUAUUGUUUUAUAACCAGUACAAGAGCAGAACGGAUCAGGAGUCAGAAUGAUGCUAAGUCAUUAGCCAACGUUAGCGCCAGCUUGGUUAGCAAGGGACGAUUGUUCUUCUAAAUGAAACAGCCAACUCCUUAGAUUGUCUUUUAGCCCGACCGAACACUUGAACAAGAUGUUUUUAAGCGACCAAAAAUGUUCCAGUUAACUUUGGUGAAAUGAAAACACAUUGUGAAAGGGUCAGAGUUCAAAGACACAAACACACAGUGCUCUGUGGUAGCGAUAUGGCAACCAUAUGGUAGACCCGCCCUAAAUCAUACCCUGCUUUAUCGUCUUUUUUCUCCAAAUGGGACCAUCAUUUACAAAAUUAACACCAUGCUGUAUUGAAAAAGACUUAAACUAGAAGUGGAGAACAUAAACUCAUUAUGAGAAUGUUAACUGAGGUAAAAAAUCAAGUGACUUACAUACAAAGAUACUUAUUUUUUCAACCAGUAGAGUCGCCCCCUGCUGGCCAUUGGAUAGAAUGCAGGUUUAAGGCACGUCCACGUUGGUUUCACUUUUCGUUUUAUAAAAUGCAUAACUAAAGCAAUAUUACCUGACAUGAUCAUAGUCUCACUGUGGAUUAUUGUAACCUUAUUUUGAUGUCCUAUUUUUGUCAAAAUCUAGUUUGAAUUUCAUGCUUUCAAGUGUUUUCUGAAAGCGUUCAUCCGUUGGAGGAUUGAGGGGUUAAAUGGGGUCAAGCAGCU